AUGUCCGAGGCUGGUAGUGUUUGUUUUACUUGCAUAAAAGAAUAUAGGGCGGAGUUGGUGUCUAUUAACGAGGUUGACACCGAUAAAGUUAGUUAUUUGGAAAAAUUAGUGGUUUUUGUUCCCAAUUUGAUACAAACAAGUAGUAUGCAAAUAUGCAAAAGUUGCAUAAAAAUGCUUAAAGUAUCGUACAACUUCCACAAAUUAAUACAAAAAUCGCAAGAAUCGUGGGGGUGUGAACAAAUAUUCAGCUCGUCGAUAGAAAACGAUAAAUUUGGCAACAACUUGGAUGAGUUUUUGAUUCCGAAAAGGGAGUUUGAAGAAAUUGAGGAAGAAUUUAUCGAGGAAGAAUUUAAAUCGUUCAAAAAAAGAGAGUGAUGAUCAAAAUAACUCAUUAGAUGCUGAGGAUGAAACAACAUUCGAUGAGGAGUUAAAAAUUACCGAUGAAUUGGAAAAAAAUAAGAGUAAAAAGGUUGUGAAACUUUCCAAUGGAGUUGUAUACUGUAUUAGUUGUAAUAAAAGGUUUUUUAGGAUUCAAAGUUACUACAAUCACCUGGUAAAAUCCCACGGCAUGGAAAUAAGCAAGGAAGAACGUAAAUUUAGUUGUCAGUAUUGCGAAAAAUCCUUCAAGAAAAUGUUUCACCUCUCAGAACACGAAACAACUCACACUGGUGAAAAAAAGCACUCGUGUCCCAUAUGCGAAAAAAAGUUUCAAAGGGCCUCAUCGAAAGCCAGGCACAUGAAAAAUUAUCACGUUGAAGGGGGGAAGACGAAAAAAACCCCUUAUUUGUGUACGAUAUGCGGAAAAAGUUUCCCGUAUUCGAAUGGGGCGCAAAGACACAUGAGGACUCAUACAGGUGAACGAAAAUUCCAUUGCGAACUUUGCGGUAAAAAAUUCGCCCAAUCGACUCAUCUGCACGUGCACAUGCGCGUACAUACAGGGGAGAAACCAUACGUUUGUGAUCAUUGCGGUGAAACGUUUUCCAUCAGGGCAUCUCUACUGAAACACAUAAAAAAUCACGAAAAAAAAAAUAAAACCGACAAAAACAUAAAAGAAAACGACGAAGAAGAAGUACAGAUAAAAAACAAUUACGAAGAAAAUAGCGAGGAAGAACUUGAAGCAAUGUCAAGUGAAUAUAUUUAUAAAUAAUAUCUUUA
This is a messenger RNA of Brassicogethes aeneus, 1155 nucleotides long. NCBI's taxonomy places the organism in Eukaryota, Metazoa, Arthropoda, Insecta, Coleoptera, Nitidulidae. The record is from the annotation of a GenBank genome assembly.